This is a messenger RNA of Alosa alosa (allis shad), 3436 nucleotides long. RefSeq names its product solute carrier organic anion transporter family, member 1D1 (gene slco1d1). Bases 436 to 2511 code for a protein of 691 amino acids. The record is from RefSeq and is a predicted model, not a curated record. NCBI's taxonomy places the organism in Eukaryota, Metazoa, Chordata, Actinopteri, Clupeiformes, Clupeidae. The transcript has 18 exons. Gene Ontology annotation, biological process: sodium-independent organic anion transport; transmembrane transport. Gene Ontology annotation, molecular function: protein binding. Gene Ontology annotation, cellular component: membrane.
AGUGCCAGGAACGGCCCACUCUCCCUGCCCCCCUCUACAGUCCAGACUCCAUGCUGGUGACAGGCUGCUGUGGAGUCCAGACCUGUGUGGAGAGGACAUGUCCGUACAAAGGACACACUUAUGAGGUUGGAGAUCGCUGGUCAGACCCCUCAGAGAAGUGUGUGUCAUUUAGCUUCACCAGCAGUGGCACCAUUAUGGAGAAGAAAGCGUGUCCUCAGGAGAACUGCUCAGAGGUAACCACACCUGUGGCCUGAGACUCGCCUGGGUGAACCUGACGGUCGGCUUCUGCUUCGCCUCCGUGCAGCUGCCCACCUGUGAGGGACGGUGUGACUCCCGGUCUAGCUCCAGUGCCUGUCUCCCUGCCUCCCUGUCUCCCUGCCUGCCUGUCUGUCUCUCCUGUGUGGGUCCUGAGACACCAGCGGGUUCCGGAGCACCAUGGGUGUGGCCACCAAAGAACCCCGUGAGCCUUGCUGCUCCAAAUUCAAGCUGUUCCUGAUGUCGAUGUCGUUCGUCUACUUUGCUAAAGCGUUCGGGGGCUCCUAUAUGAAGAGCUCGGUCACUCAGAUCGAGAGACGCUUCGACAUCCCCAGCUCCAUCAUCGGGGUCAUCGAUGGCGGCUUUGAAGUUGGUAACCUGCUGGUCAUCGCCUUUGUGAGCUACUUCGGGGCGAAGAUGCAUCGUCCACGGCUCAUUGGAGCAGGAUGCCUCAUCAUGGCCGCCGGAUCAUUCUGCACCGCCAUGCCACACUUCCUUCAGGGACCGUAUAAGUAUGAGACGACCAUCUCCCAGUCUGUAGAGGUCAACUCUAGCCAGACCAUCCUGCCGUGUCUCAGCAGUGCGGAGCAGGCCAAGGAGGACGAGCCACCGUCCGCUCUGAACCAAGCAGAGUGUGAGAAAGCAUCCGGCUCGUCCAUGUGGAUCUAUGUGUUCAUGGGGAACAUGCUACGGGGCAUCGGCGAGACUCCCAUCAUGCCCCUGGGGGUGUCCUACCUGGACGACUUCGCCCGUGAGGAGAACACGGCAUUCUACCUGGCCUGUAUCCAGACGGUGGGGAUCAUGGGUCCCAUGUUUGGUUACCUUUUGGGGUCCUACUGUGCAAAAAUCUAUGUGGACAUCGGCACUGUGGAUUCAGACACGGUGGCUAUUGACCAUAAGGACUCACGCUGGGUGGGCGCUUGGUGGAUGGGCUUCAUCCUCACCGGUGGCAUCAUGCUGCUCGCCGGCAUCCCCUUCUGGUUCCUGCCCAAGUCUCUGCCCAAGCAGGGCCAGAAACAGAAGAAGACCAGCAAUGGAGUGGCACUCGAGGAGCACGCCAACUUUGUGCCCCAGGAGGGUAAUAAGGAGGCAGCCGCUGCCGCCAAAAUGGAGACGCCUUUCUCCAUGGCAGCAAUGGCUAAAGAUUUCCUGCCCUCGCUGCGUAGGCUGUUCAGUAACUCUGUGUACAACCUCAUCAUUUGCACGUCCCUGGUGGCCGUCAACGGCUUCAUCGGAAUGAUCACCUUCAAGCCCAAGUUUAUGGAGCAGACGUACGGACAGUCCCCCUCAAAGGCCAUCUUACUCAUAGGCAUGUUUAAUCUACCUGCGGUGGCUCUGGGCAUCAUCACGGGCGGCUUCAUCAUGAAGCGCUUCAAACUGACCGUGAUCGGCGCAGCACGGAUCUCGCUCACCGCCUCGUUCGUGUCCUUCUGCCUGAUGCUGUCACAGUACUUCAUGCAGUGUGACAAUUCUCAGGUUGCAGGGCUGACUAUCAACUACCAGGGUCUUCCAGAGCUGUCUUAUGAGCAGAGCUCGCUGCUCUCCCAGUGUAACCGCGGCUGCUCCUGCUCCAUAAAGCACUGGGACCCAGUGUGUGCCCACAACGGCAUCACCUACGCCAGCCCGUGCUUGGCAGGGUGCCAGACGUCCACCGGACUCGGAAAGGAGAUGAUCUUCCACAACUGCUCGUGUGUGUUAGAGGUGGCAAUGCCCCCUGCCAACAUGUCCGCCACCCUGGGUCAGUGCCCGCGCAAGAGCGACUGCGACACCAUGUUCAAGUGGUACAUGGGUGUGUCGGUGGUGGGUGCGUUUGUGUCUGCCUGUGGAGCCACACCUGGCUACAUUGUCCUGCUCAGAUCCAUAGCUCCUGAUCUGAAGUCGCUGGCUCUAGGGAUGCAGACGCUGAUAGUCAGGACCCUUGGUGGUAUCCCCCCACCCAUCUACUUUGGAGCGCUCAUCGACCAGACGUGUCUGAAGUGGGGAGUGAAGAGGUGUGGGGGUCAGGGGGCCUGCAGAAUCUACGACACAGAUGCCUUUAGGUCUCGUUUCCUGGGCCUGAUCUACGGGCUGUACGCUCUGUCCUACCUGCUGUGGGCCGUGCUCUACCGCACCCUGGUGAAGCAGCAGCGGAAGCUGGCAUUGAGGGCCCUGGCCAACGGGCAGGGCCAGGGGCAGGGUGCCAAUGGGUUGCCCAAGGACAGCUGUCCCGACGGGGACCAGAGCAAAGAGGAGCUGAAGAGUGAGACCUCCAUCUGAGAGGCUCAGAGGAAAGACUGGUACUUAAAGGUGUAGCGUGUUAGUUUUAUAUUAUCAAAAACAAAACUGUUGACGAGUGGACCAUGAGAGGGACACUUUCCUGCAUCAUGUUUGUCAACUAUACAUUUCUGACAGAAAUAUGUACAGUAUUGCAUCAUACUGCCAAGUAGGCUACUCAGUCUGUCUGGUUAAAGACUGGUUAAUUUCCAUGGUUACAUACCUUUGCUGUUGCUGUUGCUGUUGAAGGUCAGCUGCAAUGUCAGAGGUGGACAUCCCAGCUUCAAAAAAGUAAAAGUUCUACCACGUAUUGCUUCUACCAGUGCACUUAACACUCAACAGGUGAUAUAAUGGACUAGCUGACGAAGAGAAAGCUGGGUUUACAUGAAACGUUUUCAUGCACAUAGUGCACUCAUUUGACUAAUUGAGAUUUACUGAAAUGAGUGCACAAUCCAAAAAUGAGGGCACCAUUUAGUAAAACGAGCCCAACAAUUUAGUAAAACGAGCGCAUGUUCUCUUGAUAUACAAAGCCAAUCGCGCCAUGACACUUUCCAGGCCCCAUAAGGUAUAUUACUGUAUGUGCAGCAGACUAUCAGGAGGAGGGCAUAGGGACCUUCUACAAAGUGCAACACCCUGUUGUGCUGCUGCUGCUUGUUUCUGUGAAUAAAAUGUGGGGAAAUAAUUCAAAUGAGCACACUAUUUAUUAAUUAAAACAAGAACUCGAUUUUGUAAAAUGUGCACACGAUUUUGUAAAAUGAGCGCAUGAUUUAGUGAAAUGAGCACAUCAUUUAGUAAAAUGAAUGUGAAUUUUCUAUACUCUUCUUUCUAUAUAAAAAAAUCUCGUAAUCACACGUCCCAGGCUCUGAGCAUUCUGAUACCGUAGCUGAUCAGAACGCCUCGAUUAUGAGAAUGUCUCAAUCAAAUCAAA